This is a messenger RNA of Aureobasidium subglaciale EXF-2481, 1050 nucleotides long. RefSeq lists its product as uncharacterized. The coding region runs from base 1 to 1050 and encodes 349 amino acids. Lineage: Eukaryota; Fungi; Ascomycota; Dothideomycetes; Dothideales; Saccotheciaceae. The record is from RefSeq and is a predicted model, not a curated record. The transcript is spliced from 2 exons.
AUGCUUAGCCACGAAGAAGUCUUCCGCCUGCACUACUACCAGACUCGGCGUGGCAUCAAUCCUUCUCGCGAUCCAAUUGUGCGCCAGGCCUACUACCACCGCACCUUGAUACCGCACUUUGAGCCGCGCUACAUGUUCCCGCCCAUGAUGGAUUCCGGCCGCUCCAAGCGCACUCGCGCCUCGAUCAGCUACGUCGAGCCCACUGAGCUUGACGACGACAUCGCCGACCCUGAAGACUCCAGCCCCUUCGCCUCUGCCCCCGCUUCUGCCGACGAAUUGUCCGGCUCUGACGACUCUUGCUCUGAUGAAUCCGACUCCGACUCCGAUGAGUGGACCGACGACAAGAGAACACUCAAGGCCCGGUUCAAGGCUCAGCAGAAGAAGAAGCUGGCCAAGAAGGCAAAGGUCCAGGCAAAGAAGGCCCAGAAGAUCAAGGACAUGCCAUUCCGCUUCAUGGACCUGCCACCCGAGAUUCGCGUCAUGGUCUACAAGGAAGCUCUUGUCGAGUCCCGCAAGGACCUCAGCUUCGUCAGCAAGCACCAACAACGCGAGAUUUUCCGUGGCACACUCCAGAAGAAGCAUCACCACCUCUACUAUGGCAACGAAUGGGCUGUCAAGCGUGAAAGCUACUACAGCGACCGUACCGUACUCCAGCUUGCCCUCCUCCGAGUGUGCAAGGACAUCAACGCCGAAGCACUUCCCUACUUUUACGGUCAGACCUUCUCCUUCGGCCAGCCUGGCACUCUGAUGUUGUUCCUCGGCCGUGUCAGCCCUGCCAAUCGUCUGCUUCUCAGAAACAUCAUUGUCAAGGGCUGGAUCGACAACAAGAACUGGCGCAAGAACAUCUUCCCUGCCUUCACCAUGCUGUCCGCCGCCACAAACAUCAAAGGCAUCCUCCUGGACCGUGUGGUCUACAAUGACGCAGACGAUGGUGUCUACCGUCGUUUCCACGCAGAUCCCGCUGGCUUCUGGCAGGAUAUCCAGUACUGGGCUCUGGCCGUCGAUGGCGUUCACGGCAACGGUGCUGCCAACACAGAUGAACUGCUGUGA